UAGCCUUUGCUAGUUUUCCUUGUUGAUGGACAGAUACAGCUUGAUCCCCCUCUCCCUCGCCCUCUCCCCCUCUCUCUCCUGGCCAGCGAGAUUCAUCGGUCCAUAUAACCAGAAACGCACUCCACCCUCGCUCCUCACCACUCGUUCCUUCGUCCAUGGAACCCUAGACGAAAAGUACGCACCCUCCACUCCCACCUAGAGCUCCCUCCCAUCAGAAACAAGCUGCUUGGAGAGCCAUCGGUCCGUCGAGCUCCACCACGCGGCAUAUCACACCACACGCCCCCCCAUGGCGCACGCUUGUCCCCGGAGCUCCGUCGAUUCCACAGCCUCAAGCCAGUGAGUGAGCGAGCAAGGCCGGCCGGGACACACUGUACUUGCACCGCGUCCUCGCUUCCAUUCCUAACCCCUUUCCGGCCGUGUUCUCUGCUCUCUAUAGCGGAUAAAUUAAGCGGCCGCGAGGAUGAUGAACCUUCCACCCGCAGCUGUGAACUCCUGCGACGAGUUCGGAUAUGGGGCUCCCAACCCGCCGCCGCCGUCGCUUUUUCCGAUCAUGGACCACCAGGAGGGGGGCGGCGGCAUCCAUAGGGAGCACGACCACCACCACCACCACCACCUCGGUGGUUACAGCCUCGAGCCCAGCUCGCUGGCGCUCCUCCCCCCGUCCAGCCACGCCACCAUCGCCGCCCACAGCCCCCACGACAUCCUCCAGUUCUACCACCACCCCACCUCGCACCAUUACCUCGCCGCCGCCGCGGCAGGAGGCAACGGCAGCCCCUACGGCCAAUUCGGCGGGGGCGGCACCGCCGGCGGCUUCCAGUCGUACUACCACCAGCAGGCGGGGACGGGCGCGCCCGAGUACUACUUCCCCACCCUGGUCAGUUCGGCGGAGGAGAACAUGGCGAGCUUCGCGGCCACGCAGCUGGGGCUCAACCUCGGCUACCGGACCUACUUCCCUCCCAGAGGCGGCUACACCUACGGCCACCACCCGCCCCGGUGCCAGGCCGAGGGCUGCAAGGCAGACCUCUCCGGCGCCAAGCGCUACCACCGCCGCCACAAGGUCUGCGAGCACCACUCCAAGGCUCCCGUCGUCGUCACCGCCGGCGGCCUCCACCAGAGGUUCUGCCAGCAGUGCAGCAGAUUCCAUCUGCUUGAUGAGUUCGACGACGCGAAGAAGAGCUGCAGGAAACGCCUCGCCGACCACAACCGCCGUCGAAGGAAGUCAAAGCCGUCCGAUGGUGAUGCCGCCGACAAGAGAAGGGCACAGGCCAGCAAAGCAGGAAGUGCCAAAGGCAAAGCAGCCGGAAGCAGCAGCAAAAGCACCGGCACCGGAGACGCGAUGGACAUACAAGUGCAGCUGGGGAGUGGAGACUUGUCUAAAGAUCAGGACGAAACCAUGGGCCACGGAGAGGUGGUGAAAGAAAUGCAGGUGGAUCCCAAGGGGAAAGCAUCAAUGAUGCAGCAGCAGCAGCAGCAGCAGGGACACCAUGGCCAUGGUCUUCACCUGCAAAGCCAACAUGGCUUCCCUUUCCCUUCGUCCUCUGCAGGCUCGUGCUUCCCUCAGAGCCAAGCUGUCUCGAGCACUGACAACACGUCAAAUAUCGGCCAUGUGCAGCAAGAACAGCCAGCCUUGGGAUUCCAUCAGCACAGCAACAUCCUUCAGCUCGGGCAGGCCAUGUUUGAUCUCGACUUCGAUCACUAGCUAAUUAGCUAAUAUAAUUGGUGAUAUUUAAUGCUCCCUCUCGUACGUGUGUGUACGUCGAUCGGAUCAUUUCUUUCUAUCUUGUCUGUAUUAAUUACCGUAAUAUGAUAUAAUAAUGGUAGUUUGUGCA
Messenger RNA from Triticum urartu, 1829 nucleotides. RefSeq names its product squamosa promoter-binding-like protein 8. Lineage: Eukaryota; Viridiplantae; Streptophyta; Magnoliopsida; Poales; Poaceae. Gene Ontology annotation, molecular function: DNA binding. Gene Ontology annotation, cellular component: nucleus. The record is from RefSeq and is a predicted model, not a curated record.